AUGGAAUCCUGGAAGUCAAAGUCACUGGAGCACAUCAAUAUACAGUUCCGAAGUAUAAUGGAGGGAAUGGGAAUAGACGAAGAGAAGCAGCAUAAGCUGGCGGCAAAACUGAAUCUAUCGAAGAAGAUCAGGACCAUCACAUCGAUGCAAAGCCUAGACGAAAGAAAGAAGAAGAUUAAGGAGUAUGUGAUCAAGCUGAAGGAUAGGAAUAGCGUACUUAACCUUUUGAGCUUGUCGGUUUCGCUUGAAACCGGGCCCAAGGUCCUGUAUGAUAUUUUCAAUUCCGAGGGAGGACAUGAUGUGCUUGUGAGGUGUAUGAGGAGAAUGGAUGAGGAGUUUGGAGAUGUGGUCUGUGAUGCCCUGUACAUUGUUCUAUCCAAAUACGGGAACCGCUUUCCGCCAUUCCUCAGGCCUCUACUUGAUGGAUUUCUUGGGGGGAAGAUCCAUGAAACAAGAUCUUUUUUCAAGAUCCUCGAGUUUCUAGUCAACGAGAACAAGGCUGACGAGCUGUUUUUCAGUACGGAUUUCAACAAAUGUGUUUGUAACACCUAUCUGUCCAGGAUUAUGGAAUUCAUCAAGGGCAUUCCGACGAUUGAAGAGGAGUUGAACUUUUUGGUUCCUCUUCUCAAAUCCCCAAAGGCUGUACAUGUCCGAUACAUUUUGUUUGUGUCGGACCUUUCACAGCUUGAGCAGAGGGUAAGCAACAAGGAAGUCUUUGAAACCAUAAUAAAGGAGAUCAAACCUGGGGUCAGGCAGGAUUGGAAGAGGGGCAGAAUUAAUGAGGUGGUGAGGCUAGCAGAGAUGGAGGGGGUGCUUGAUAUUGCAUGCUGUGUUUUUGAAGCAUUUGCAUUUCGAGACAGCAAGGUAUUUGCAGAUGUCGAGAAAGCUGUGGAAAAGAUGAGCAUUCUGGAAGGGGUUGAAGGAGAAAAGAAGGAACUUCCAAAGGUUGAGAAGAAGGAAGAAGUAGUUAGAAAGCCAGAGGCUGGGAAGACAAAGGGGCCAAAAAAGAUAAUCAAGAAAGCGGUUAAGAGUGGAGGGCCAACAAAAAGAUAUGUUCAGGUGAAGUGGACGAAGAUGGGAAAGGGAAAUAGCCUAUGGAGCAAGAUAAAUAUAGAGGAGAUGGAAAAGACAUUUGGGACCGAGGAGUUUGAUGGAUUUGAAGUGAAAGGGGAAAAGCCAAAGAUAUCCCAUGGGGAAGCAGAGAAAAGAAGGCCAAGUGUAUUUUCCGAGAAGAAGAACUAUGCGAUUAACAUUGCUCUUGGAAGGGUGAAGGAAAGCAAUCGAGAUCUGAAGCGGGCAAUACUAGAUAUGAGGGAGGGACUUAAUGAAAAUCUGGUGAAGCAGCUUCUUUUUUACUUUCCGACGGAUGAAGAGAUCGAGCUGUUACAAAACACCGAGAAUGUAUUUGGAAGGGGAGAGGAGUUUUUCAAAGAAAGUAUUGAGGAGAUAGAGCUUAUGAAGAGGUGCCUUUAUUACCUUUACUUUAUGAUAUCAUUUAGAAAUCAGAAUGUAUGCAAGACUCUUAGGAUUCUGGAGAGGUAUUACACAGUACUUCUAGAAAGUAAGGAGUUCCGACGAUUUCUAGGGAUUACUCUAGUUGCGGGGAACCAUCUGAACAGGGGGAGCUUCUUGGGAAAUGCCGAGGGGUUUACUAUGGAAUCUAUUCCAAAGAUAUUGGAAGUGAAGAAUGAUGGAGAAAGCCUGCUAAGCCUGCUGAAAAGAAAGAUCGAUGGCGAGCAACUGCUCAAGGAUCUGAGUGUGGUAUAUGAUGCAAGCGGAGUCAACUUCGAGGCGUUAUGCAUGGAAGUUGAGGAGCUCAAGAAGAACUACAUCAAUGCAAGCGGAUCCACCUUUCUUAAGAUACAGGAAAGGAUGGAGAGUAUACAGGAAGAGUACGAGAAGAUAUGCUCUCUCCACGAUAAGGUUGGAAAGCUCCAUCGGGAUUGCAAGGAGUACUUUGGGGAGAAGGUUGAUGACGAGUUCAAUAGCUGGAUUAUACUUCUUUUGGACAGGAUGUCUCAUGACAUGAAAAAGAAGUAG
This is a messenger RNA of Encephalitozoon intestinalis ATCC 50506, 2040 nucleotides long. Its product is annotated as formin-like protein. Gene Ontology annotation, molecular function: actin filament binding. The transcript has a single exon. NCBI's taxonomy places the organism in Eukaryota, Fungi, Microsporidia, Unikaryonidae. The record is from RefSeq and is a predicted model, not a curated record. Gene Ontology annotation, biological process: cortical actin cytoskeleton organization; actin filament network formation. Gene Ontology annotation, cellular component: cytoplasm; cytoskeleton. The coding region runs from base 1 to 2040 and encodes 679 amino acids.